UGAAUGGAUGGAUCUAGUCUAGUAUUUGUAGUAAGAGUUAAACUAGAUUACAAAGGAAAUGGACGUGGACCAGGACAUGAAAGUUACGAUUCGUAUGAGGAAAAUAGCUAGAAAGAAGGUAUUUGCUGAGACUGUGGCAGCCAAGCAAUUGACAAGCAACCCACCAGAAUGGAAAUGCUGCAAUCACUGUUUCAGGAGUGCCAUCGAUAUCCACAAGCACACAUCCCUGGAACAUAGUGAAGAGAUUGACAGCAAAACGAUGGAUGCUCUGAAGAAAGCCAGGACUGCUUGCAGCACCUCUAAAUAUAUUCUUGAAAAUGCAGAGCCAGGAGAGGGACAGAAGAAUAAGCAUCAAGGGUCAAGAGAAACUCCAAACGGUUGUGUCAAUCCAGCAGGUGUUUGUGCAGGUGAAAGCACUAGCAAAAGAAGACACUGUUCCUAUUCUGAGGAUGAUGUGCGACCCUGGUUACCCAUGGUAACCCAGUGUGAUGCUGAGGAUGAGGAAAGCAGAUGUGACAAGAAAAGCAGAACAAAAGAGGGUCAAGUCCUUCUGUUCUACAAAUAUGUUGAUUUGGCAGAUCCGGCCGACAUUUGUGAAUGGCAGAGAGAGUUGUGCAGGAGACUUCAUUUACAUGGAAAGAUCAGGAUAGCUAGAGAAGGCUUGAAUGGUACAGUAGGUGGUGCAUUGAUCAGCACUCAGCAGUACAUGGAAGCAGUGAUGACACACCCAUACUUCACAGACAUGAACAUUGAGGAUUUUAAGACAAGUCAAGGAGGCCAUGACAGUUUUCUUGAUGGUCUUGUUGUCUCAAUUCAUCAGGAAAUUGUUCCUAUGGGUAUGGAUCCUAUGCUGGUCAGCUUCAAAGAUGCAGGUUGUCACCUUACACCAGCCCAGUUCCAUGAAGAAGUUCAGAGGCACAGAAAUGCCAAGGAAAGAGAAGAGAAAACAAAUACAGUCUUCAUUGACUGCAGGAACUUCUAUGAAAGCAGGAUUGGUAUUUUCCCUGAUGCCAUCACACCAGACAUACGUAAAUUCAGCUACUGGCCUGAGUAUGUAGAUAAGAAUGAAGCAGUGUUUGCCGACAAGAAGGUCCUUAUGUACUGCACGGGAGGUAUCAGAUGUGAAAGGGGCUCAGCAUACCUCAGGUCAAAGGGAAUUUGCAAAGAGGUGCUACAGCUAAAGGGGGGUAUCCACAGGUAUCUAGACCAGUACCCAGAUGGCUUCUUUAGAGGCAAGCUGUUUGUCUUUGACAACCGCUAUGCUAUUCAAACAAACCAGGAUGUCAUAGCAGAGUGCUUCCACUGCUCAAAGCCUUGGGAUGAGUACGAGCCAUGCAGCAGUAAGCACUGCCACCAGCUAGUCCUGUCCUGUCCUUCCUGCAGGACCUCUGGCUUGACCACCUGCUGCAGGAGGUGUGCAGAGCUAGCCCUGGACUAUGCCUCCGGGGAGGACGGCAAGACCAAGACCAAGAAAAGGAAGGAGGAGUGCACCUGCACCAAGAACCGAGAGAGGAUCCCUGUGGAGAAAUUGGACAGUAGUUCUGCAUGUAGCGCAAUCAAAGUUGAUGGUGUUAAACCCUGUCGAGGCACUGGAAGUACAAGAGAUGUGCAGAGUUGAUGAUGGAUAGUGAAGCUAGUAGAUAGUAGAUAGUGGAGGUAGAGAAAGUAGUUUUUGAAUCCCAUUUAUGUUAUUUUAUGAAUUGACAAGCCUCAACCUGUCUUUGGAUACUCUUCCUGUGUAGCAUCCAGACGUGGAUUCUUGUCCAGUCCCUUUGUCCACCCUUCAAGGAUAUAUCAUGGAAUCAGUACACAAAUUCUAGAAAAUUAAUGGUACAUGAAAUAACAAAACCCUAUUGCGGUGGAAGGAAUCCCUUGCAGUAGUUCAACUUGUAUUAUGAUCAAUAUUGUCAACUGUAGCUGUUGUGAAAACUUUUGGAAGACGAUUUGGAGGGCAAACCACCCUUUCUGUGUUAUAAUUUUGACAUUAUUGACUUGACUUAACAUAUUUUUGUUUUGUUUAUGUGUUUAAGUAAAUCGUUUAAGUGGCUUUACUCUUUUAAUUUGGUUUUGAAAUUGCAAUUACCCAGAAAUUUUACAAUUUUAUAAUACUUGCCACAUCUUUUAACAUCAUGCUGAUAAAUGCAUUAAUGUAUUAUUGCGUGUUUAACACCAUUUUAUUAUUUGCAGUAUCUGACUGAAAUAUCAUGUAUGAUAUUUGAUAAACAAAGAUAUUAAGAAUAAGAAAUAUAGAAAACAAGUAAUAUCUCCUCUGAUUUUCAAAUUGUAUAUUUGUUGCAGUUUUUUUUA
This is a messenger RNA of Strongylocentrotus purpuratus (purple sea urchin), 2307 nucleotides long. Its product is annotated as thiosulfate sulfurtransferase/rhodanese-like domain-containing protein 2. Lineage: Eukaryota; Metazoa; Echinodermata; Echinoidea; Camarodonta; Strongylocentrotidae. The transcript is spliced from 8 exons. The coding region runs from base 59 to 1618 and encodes 519 amino acids. The record is from RefSeq and is a predicted model, not a curated record.